Messenger RNA from Eurypyga helias (sunbittern), 1035 nucleotides. It is a transcript of the gene B4GALT3, whose product is annotated as UDP-Gal:betaGlcNAc beta 1,4- galactosyltransferase, polypeptide 3. NCBI's taxonomy places the organism in Eukaryota, Metazoa, Chordata, Aves, Eurypygiformes, Eurypygidae. The transcript has 6 exons. Gene Ontology annotation, biological process: carbohydrate metabolic process. The record is from RefSeq and is a predicted model, not a curated record. Bases 1 to 1035 code for a protein of 344 amino acids. Gene Ontology annotation, molecular function: glycosyltransferase activity.
AUGUCCCUCUCUCGUGUCGAAAAUCCUUGCUUUCUGCUGUUCCUGUUUGUCUUCCAAGCAAUAUUUAUCCUGAUACUCUACCGAGGUGGGCCUUCAACCGUAUUCCGUGGGUUUUCGGACUCGCCGCGGGACCUGGAUUACUCCAAAACGCACGAUGUGUACACGAACCUCACGCUGUUCACCCCGGCCCCCAGCGAAGAAGCCAUGCCGUACUGCUCCGCGCGCUCGCCCAUACGCGUUGGUCCAUUAACCAUCACCUUCAGGGUGCUCCCUACUGAAAGGAUGAUCAUCCAAAAGAAUCCUUUUGUCCAGUCUGGCGGCCACUACAGGCCACCCCACUGCUUGGCCCGCUACAAAUCAGCCAUCCUCAUAGCCUACAGGAACCAGGAGAAGUACCUGCGCCACCUCCUCUACUACAUCCAUCCCUUCUUGCAGCGCCAGCAGCUCAGCUACAGCAUCUACCUGAUUCAGCAGGUGGGGAACGGGACGUUUAACCGAGCAAAGCUGCUCAACGUUGGCGUCCGGGAAGCCCUGAAGGAUGAAGACUGGGACUGCCUUCUCCUGCACGACGUCAACCUGGUACCCGAGAACGACUAUAAUCUCUACAUCUGCGAUGAAUACUAUCCCAAGCACAUGGCCAGUGCCAUGGAUAAGUUUCAGUACACCCUGCCACAUAAGUCCUUUUUUGGGGGCGUAUCUGCUCUGACUCCAGAACAUUACAUGAAGAUGAAUGGGUUUCCAAACACCUACUGGGGCAGCGGUGGUGAAAAUGACGACAUCGCUACCAGGUACCCACGCGCAGGGCAGGCUUCGAGUAGGACCGCGCCUCACCUUGGACGCUACAAAGUGAUGGACUACAGUGAAGAGACGGAGACACAAGACCCUUGGAGAAGGCCUCCUUCCCGACACAACACUGGAAAAACAUGGAAGGAUGACGGAAUGAAUUCACUCGAGUUCAAGCUCCUUUCCCGGACGAAGCACCCUCUUUAUACGAACAUCACUGUGGACAUCGGAUACGUUCCCCCCUUUUCGUAA